Rangifer tarandus platyrhynchus (Svalbard reindeer) is the source of this 513-nucleotide messenger RNA. The record is from the annotation of a GenBank genome assembly. NCBI's taxonomy places the organism in Eukaryota, Metazoa, Chordata, Mammalia, Artiodactyla, Cervidae.
AUGAUGGCAGGAAUGAAAAUCCAGCUGGUGUGCAUGAUACUGCUGGCUUUCAGCUCCUGGAGUCUGUGCUCAGAUUCAGAAGAGGAAAUGAAAGCGUUAGAAACAGAUUUAUUGACCAAUAUGCAUACAUCAAAGAUCAGUAAGGCAAGUGUUCCCUCUUGGAAAAUGAGCCUGCUGAAUGUCUGCAGUCUUAUAAAUAACCUGAACAGCCAGGCUGAGGAAACAGGAGAGUUUCAUGAGGAGGAGCUUAUUACAAGAAGGAAAUUUCCUGCUGCCUUAGAUGGCUUUAGCUUGGAAGCAAUGUUGACGAUAUACCAGCUCCGAAAAAUCUGUCACAGCAGGGCCUUUCAACAUUGGGAGUUGAUUCAGGAAGACAUUCUUGAUGCUGGAAAUGACAAAAAUGAAAAGGAAGAAGUGAUAAAGAGAAAAAUUCCUUACAUUCUGAAACGGCAGCUCUAUGAGAAUAAACCCAGAAGACCUUACAUACUCAAAAGAGGUUCUUACUACUACUGA